CUCACCAGCUCCAGCUCAACCACUCCUCCCAGCUCCCUCCCUUCUUCCACUAAACCACUUAAAGAAAAGAGUAUAAUUUAUCCAACAGUGUAUAAAAAAAACAGUAAUUUAGAAUGACCUCAUUUCCUAAUUAACGUUGUUCUUGUCAUUGUUAGAAUUGAAAUUGAACCAAUAACAUGUAGAAAAAAAAAAGAAGAAGAUGAAAACAGCCGCCAAUUUAACCUUUUUAUUGGUAAGAUUGGAUUGUCAUCUUUCAGUUUUUAGGCCACGUUGUUAUUGCUUCAACGUCUAUUUCGCCGUGUCUUUAGUUCUUUCCCUUCUUUAAAAUCACUACACCCCUUUAUCAAUUAAAUCAGGCAUUUUUCAGAAUUCAGAACCCAAAAAAAUCCCACAAGAAAAUUUCUGAUUCCCUUUUCUUUCCUGUUUCUUCAAGAAAGGAAAGAUGAAGAACAAUCUCAGCAACAACACAAAGCUUAUCCUGCUGCAUCCAUACAUUCAGAAACAGGGGAGCUCUAACAGGCUAUGGCUUCUUGCAUUCAUUUCAUUCUUCACUUUAGCUUUCCUUCUCACUCUGAUUUAUACCCGAGAAUCCAUCACCGCGACGUCGGUGGCGGCCGCCUCGGCUGCCCCGGGCUCCAUCAACAACCCUUCCCUGUCUGAUUCUGUAGUCAGGGCACUUGUUCAUUAUGCAUCAAACUCCAACAACACGGAUCAUAUGUCACACUUGGAUAUCAAGCAAAUUUCGGAUGUUCUUCAGAAAUGCAGGACUCCUUGUAAUUUCCUUGUAUUUGGGCUAACUCCAGAGACCCUUCUCUGGAAAGCCCUGAAUCACAACGGCAGAACAGUUUUCAUCGAUGAAAAUCGGUACUACGCUGCUUACAUUGAGGAAAAGUACCCAGAAAUUGAGGCUUAUGACGUGCAGUAUACUACUAAGAUAAACGAAGCCAAAGAAUUGAUUGCUGCUGCAAAAGAACAAGCCCACAACGAAUGCAAGCCUGUUCAGAAUCUUCUCUUCUCUGAGUGUAAACUUGGGCUUAAUGAUCUGCCUAAUCAGUUCUACGAAAUUGAUUGGGAUGUUAUCUUAGUUGAUGGGCCAAGAGGGUACUGGCCGGAAGCCCCUGGCCGGAUGUCGACGAUAUUCACCGCCGCCGUUCUUGCAAGAAGCAAAAAGGGUGGAAAUCCGAAAACACAUAUUUUCGUGCACGAUUUCAAUCAAAGGGUGGACAGGAAAACAAGUGAAGAGUUUCUGUGCAAAGAAAACUUGGUGAAAUCGAAGGAUAUGCUUGGGCAUUUCGUAGUAGAAAGAGCUGAUGCAAAUACAUUUCAGUUCUGUCGCAGCAACCAUUCCUCAGCUUCAGUUUCGUCAUGAUCGUUUAGUUUAGUUUGGUGGUACAGAAAACAAAAACAAAGUGUAUGGAUCAUUUGAAAUAAUAUGGUGUUUCUUUGCAAAGUGGAAAUAGGAGGAGGUUGAAAUUAGAUUUUUAUACUCCUAUUUAUUUGUCUUUGAAAUUUUUGACAUUUUUCCCCUUUGGAGCGUUGCUGCUGCUGGGGGGUGGGUGCUUUGUACACUGUACUAGUAAUUUUUUCUUCUUGAUGAUUGAAAACUUGGAAGC
Messenger RNA from Oldenlandia corymbosa var. corymbosa, 1613 nucleotides. The record is from the annotation of a GenBank genome assembly. Lineage: Eukaryota; Viridiplantae; Streptophyta; Magnoliopsida; Gentianales; Rubiaceae.